UGGUCUCCUGUUUACUCUUGACUUGGUGUCCGUGUCAUUGUUUUCGUCAUGUCUUCUUGACUUAUUGUAACCGCUAAUUUUGAAGCACAACUACCCCUUAUUAACAUGUGUAUGAGAAUGCAAGGCUUUGUCUUUUUUACAAUGCAAGGCAUUGGUCAAGUCCACCGUUAAUUUCUUCUCCCCUCACUCCUACUCCUCUUCCUUCCACGGGCUUGUCUCCUCCCUAACCCGUCUCCUCUCCGGUUCCCCUUGUUGGGCCGCUCAGGCACUGACAUGAUGGGUAAGAUGCUGAAAAUGCAGAUGCUGGAGGAUGAGGAUGACCUGACCUACGAGAAGGAGAUGAAGGGCGACCGCACGGCGUCCACCUCAACCGAGGCCCAGCCCGCCUGGAUGCGCACGCUGCGCACCACUGCCACCAAUUGGCUGACGCUCAUCCCGCAGGUGGUCAACCACCUCAAGCGUACGGUGGAGAAUAUCAAGGAUCCCCUGUUCCGCUUCUUUGAGCGCGAGGUGAUGAUGGGCACCCACAUGCUUCAGGAGGUGCGGCAAGACCUGACUGAUGUGGUGCAGGUGUGCGAGGGCAAGAAGCAAACCAACGACCUGCGGACCCUCAUCAACGACCUUGUCAAAGGUAUCCUGCCUCGUAGUUGGUGCCGCUACACCGUGCUUGCCUCCAUGACUGUCAUCCAGUGGGUGGCCGACUUCAGCGAGCGCUUCAAGCAGCUGCAGGCCAUCUCCCAGGGAGCUGCCAGCGAGGGCGCUAAGGAGCUCAAGAACAUCCAUGUGUGCCUGGGCAGCCUGUUUGUCCCUGAGGCCUACAUCACGGCCACCCGUCAGUACUGGUCCCACUGUUUCUGGAGGUCAACGUCACCACCACACAGGAGGACGCGUCGACGUCUGCAGCUUCGGCAUCAAAGGUCUGAAGCUGCAGGGAGCCACCCACGGCAACAACAAGCUCUCUCUCUCCAACUACAUCUCCACUGAGCUGCCACUGACUCAGCUGCGCUGGGUGAAGCAGUUGAGCGCUGAGAAGAGGCACAUGGUCACUCUGCCUGUGUAUUUGAACUUCACCAGAGCCGAUCUCAUCUUCACCGUAGACUUUGACAUCGCCACCAAGGAAGACCCUCACAACUUCUACGAGUGUGGCGUGGCAGUGCUCUGCACAGAGUAGUGUCACCAGAAGCCUAGAGAGUUCCCAUUAAUAAAUCAUUCCUAUUAAUCAUUUAUUUGUAGUAUAGUACUCUUAUGAAACAGUUUGUAUGGUUAAUGUCGAUAUGAAACAUUUUAUUAAUGUAGUUGAAGUAAAGUCUGUAUUUAACAUCACGCACUGCCUCUUGACGCACUGCCUCUUCCUGUGGCCGCACACUUGUGCUGUCUCUGCUCGUGGAAGACCGAACUUCCAUUUGAAGAGUCACCUGAGAGGGACGGGACUGUCAGGAGAUUUCUCUGAAGAGCUCUUCUUUGGGAUUUGGUUGGCAGAUCGUAUCCAACUUUUAGGUGCCUACACCUACUGUACUGGUGUGUGAGGCAAUUCACAGCCUACCAACAUAUUAUUUGAUGCAAUAAUAAAGAAUUGGAGAAAAGGAAAA
Molecule: messenger RNA, 1589 nt
Organism: Salvelinus fontinalis (brook trout)
Lineage: Eukaryota; Metazoa; Chordata; Actinopteri; Salmoniformes; Salmonidae
Product: cytoplasmic dynein 1 heavy chain 1-like
Exons: 6
Coding region: 274-984 (236 amino acids)
Biological process (GO): microtubule-based movement
Cellular component (GO): dynein complex
Molecular function (GO): minus-end-directed microtubule motor activity; dynein intermediate chain binding; dynein light intermediate chain binding
Source: RefSeq, a predicted model, not a curated record